Aedes albopictus (Asian tiger mosquito) is the source of this 1840-nucleotide messenger RNA. Its product is annotated as rho guanine nucleotide exchange factor 25-like. Lineage: Eukaryota; Metazoa; Arthropoda; Insecta; Diptera; Culicidae. Gene Ontology annotation, cellular component: cytoplasm; extrinsic component of membrane. Gene Ontology annotation, molecular function: guanyl-nucleotide exchange factor activity. The record is from RefSeq and is a predicted model, not a curated record. Gene Ontology annotation, biological process: axon guidance; intracellular signal transduction.
UUUUAAUCUAUCUAUUUAGUGACUUCAUCACACCGUGUUUCCUCACCGAUGAGAUAAUUCUCACUCUGGACUAUCAGAUGUGGGAUAAAACACAUGAUCGUUCUAGGGUGGUCCGCAAGUUGCUCGACGGUACACUGUAAACAACAGAUCAUUUGUUUCGCUGCCACUGAGAAGCCGUCAACUAUACAAAUGAGUCGUGGUGCAACAUUCAAAUGCCUACCCGGCGAUGUGUGGGAUCGUCAAAUCGCUACUUAGAGGGCUCACUCUAGUUAGCACAUGACAUCGCGCGUGCUAUCGUUCCAUUCCAGCCGUGUUGUCUCACUCCGGUCCGGAAAGCAACUUGCAAAGUGGUUUUUGGGAAGGUCGACUUGAACAUCGAACCUCGAUCGCAACGAAGUCGUAGGUACAUUCCUCCGUACAAUUGGCGUAAACGGGGAAACACGUCGAAAAGUGUCAGUUUAAGUUGUACUUGGGAAGUUACGGUUCAGUUGUUUUGAACUCCGGUGGAUUCGGUGUUAUAGUGGUAUAUACAGAUGUGAAGCAAAUUCGUAAUGUGAUAAAGCAUGAUUUAUUGCUGUGCUCCAAAAAUCUGGUUUGGAAUUGCUUGUUGAAUUCGGGUCGCAAUUACGUGCAACUUGUGUUGAAUUUGUAAAAGACUCCCGCUGCUUGCCUGCUUGCAUAGGUAUCUUGAAGAACCAAACUAGUCGAAUAUGCUUUUGCCAUAAAAGGACCGAUUUGCGCCGUGCGUGGAAUGGAAGCUGUGGAAGGCCGAAUUAGAAUUCAGAAGUGAUUUUCAGUCGCAAAUUCCGUCGCCGUAAUUGAAUCUUGAAACUGGAUGUGCAAAAGGCGCCCGCUGGAAUUGCGAGAGAAGAUUGCAGUGAUUUUAUAACUAAUAGCGCUACACAAGAUUGAAACUGCUGAUUGCAAACCGUUUAUCGCUAUUCUAUCUUGGUGGUGAAGGUGUGUGUUUGCCUGCUAUUUAACCACCUCCGAUGCUUGGGACGCUAGGAACCUGUUCGACGGCGGUGAAAAUGACACUGUUCUGCAAUUAUACGGAUGGGAAUUGCUUCGGAAACAUCAAGUUCAGGAAAAAAUGGCUUCCGACUCAAUUCCGUAAGCUUUCGCACAACAAGUCGGACAAAUUACCUCCUGUGGAGAAAACACUCAUCAGUAAAAAAGGAUCAGAUAAGAAGGCAAAGGAUAAACCGCUGGAGGAAGUGGAACCAUCCACGACCGCCUCGCAGAUCGAGUUGGAAGCCGAAGAGGAGCCCACGAUCGAGUUGCCACCGCCCAUGAAACCGAUCCAGGACACAACCACGGCGUUGUCUGGUACCCCGUCGUCCACCCUGUCCUCGGCCGAGGAUCAGACCUGUACUAGUGCUAAGAUUACGAAAGCUUUAUCACUCAAAUCGCUGGAGGAACCUCCGGCGGCGGUGAACCAAACGGCCGAUGUGGCCGAAAUCGAGCGGAUAGUUAAGGAAAAAAUGCAAAGCUUCAAAUACCUGGAAAAUGACGCAGCCAUCACAAGCAACAGUAUUGCCGAGGGGGGUAGUAGUAGUAGUAUGGGAGGGAUCGGGUUGGACGAUCCCACCAUUGGGGUGCCAUCAGUGAGUAACGGAGGGGGAGGUAGCAGUUGUGCAGCUAGUGCAGUCAGUGGAAGUGGGGCGACCUUCAACAAAGCGCCCACAUCGCCGCAGUAUUUUGAGAGUGAGAACCUGGACGAGAACCUUGGCGAUGAGCAGGGUAUCGACGAUAUUCUACGGAAGCGGAUGUUUGCUUUAAAGGAACUCGUCACCACCGAGGAUGCAUACGUGAACGAUUUGGCACAGAUAGUCAAUGG